Molecule: messenger RNA, 3686 nt
Organism: Ogataea polymorpha
Lineage: Eukaryota; Fungi; Ascomycota; Pichiomycetes; Pichiales; Pichiaceae
Exons: 1
Coding region: 19-1746 (575 amino acids)
Biological process (GO): pyrimidine nucleobase biosynthetic process; CTP biosynthetic process
Cellular component (GO): cytoplasm; cytoophidium
Molecular function (GO): identical protein binding; CTP synthase activity
Source: RefSeq, a predicted model, not a curated record
AGACUACACAAGAUUAUCAUGAAGUACGUCGUUGUUUCUGGUGGAGUUAUUUCAGGUAUUGGAAAAGGUGUUUUAGCAUCCUCCACUGGUAUGCUGCUCAAAACUCUUGGCUUAAGAGUCACCUCUAUCAAAAUUGACCCAUACCUAAACAUCGACGCAGGAACUAUGUCUCCUCUAGAGCACGGGGAGUGCUUUGUUCUGGACGAUGGUGGAGAAGUGGAUCUUGAUUUGGGAAACUAUGAAAGAUACCUGGGUAUUUCUCUCACUAAAGACCACAAUAUCACCACAGGCAAGAUUUACUCUGCUGUGAUUCAAAAGGAGAGAAAAGGAGACUACUUGGGUAAAACUGUUCAAGUUGUUCCUCAUAUCACUAAUGCCAUCCAGGACUGGAUUGAGCGUGUUGCCAGAAUUCCUGUUGACCCCUCUGGAAUGGAACCAGAUGUCUGUAUCAUUGAAUUGGGUGGAACUGUUGGUGAUAUUGAGUCUGCUCCCUUUGUUGAAGCCCUGAGACAAUUCCAGUUCAGAGUUGGACAUGAAAACUUUGCGCUAAUUCACGUGUCACUUGUCCCAGUGAUUCAUGGCGAGCAAAAGACGAAGCCUACCCAAGCUGCAAUCAAAGAUCUGAGAUCUCUUGGCCUUUCUCCAGAUAUGAUUGGUUGCAGAUGUUCUUCCAAAUUGGAAAAGCCCACGAUCGACAAGAUCGCGAUGUUCUGCCAUGUUGGUGCUGAGCAAGUUCUUGCCAUUCACGACGUGAACUCCACCUAUCAUGUUCCGCUCAUUUUGAAAGAACAAAAAAUGAUCAACUAUCUAACCAAGAGAUUAGAACUUCACAAAAUGAACAUUCCAUCCUUGAUGGUUGCCAAAGGUGAGGAGUUAUACAAGAACUGGGUUGCGUUGACAACACAGCACGAUAGAUCUUACGAGAAAGUCACCAUUGCAAUUGUCGGAAAGUACACUAAUUUACAUGACUCGUAUUUAUCUGUGAUCAAGUCGCUCGAGCACAGUGCAAUGAGAUGUUCCAAGAAACUGGAAAUCGUCUGGGUGGAGUCGGCAAACUUGGAACCCGAAACCGAAUUGGUGAAUAAGGCUGACUUCCAUUCUGCGUGGCAGCUGGUUUGUAAAGCUGAUGGUAUUUUGGUUCCUGGCGGUUUUGGUACUAGAGGUGUUGAGGGAAUGAUUGCUGCUGCUAAAUGGGCGAGAGAGAACAAUAUUCCAUAUCUGGGUGUCUGUCUUGGACUGCAAGUGGCUGUUAUUGAGUUCAUCAGAAAUGUUUUGCAUGUCGAAGGUGCAACCAGUGCUGAAUUUGUUCCGGAGAUUGCUGAUGAACAAGCAGCUGUUGUUUAUAUGCCUGAGAUUGACAAGGAGAACAUGGGAGGUACCAUGAGAUUGGGCCUUAGACCAACGUGUUUCGAUUCCACGGCUGAUUCUUCUAUCAUCAAAAGGCUCUAUGGUGGUGCAGAAUCUGUCUUGGAAAGACACAGACACAGAUACGAAAUUAAUCCAGCCAUGGUGGAAGCUAUUGAGAAACACGGGAUGAAAUUUGUCGGAAAAGAUGAAAAGAGGGAGAGAAUGGAGAUUUUGGAGCUUGUGAAUCAUCCAUUUUUCGUUGCUACUCAGUACCACCCAGAAUACAUUUCCAAGGUUUUGGACCCAUCCCGUCCAUUUUUGGGGCUGGUUGCUGCCGCUUCUGGCAUGUUGGAUGAAAUCUUGGAACAAGAUCUGAGAAAGUCGGCUAACGAUUUUUGAAGGUUGCUCGCAAAUGAUUUUUGUUUAAUAUGUACGUAAAUUCGUGGAGCAUGUGCAUGUACCUCACUAAUACUAAUAGAAUACAUGGGGCAAGGGUCCACAUCGCAAAAAUCUCGCCUGAAUCUGAUACACCUGGCUAAAGCUGUGAUCAUUUGGACAAUGAUUAUCAGAGUGAGGCAAAGUUUGAGGCACAAAGGCACCAAAAUAAUCUCUUCAUUCUGCUGAAAGGAUAAUAAUCGUGACCGUAUACGACUGAAGUUGUCCCUCUGACUCGCCCUUCAGUGCCAAUGCCGAAACUGAUAAGCACUGACCUCCGAAUCAUUUUUGGAAAAAACAAGCAGAUUAUAACCUAUACUGUGCAAGCUUCGUAGAUUCUUGAAAAGGAAUGUCUCUCGUAUGCUGGGUCAUUCCAGAUUUCUAGAUAUUUGAGCAAAAAAAGAAGGAACCAAAGGUUUCGUACUUCCUAACCGCAAUGACUUGUUUCUCGAAUGAAGGCCUAAUCAAACUUUAACAGUUUCAAGUCUUGUUCUGGACAUCAACAAUCACUAUCACCGACGAAUGGUAAUCACUGAUAAGGAUGGAGUUAAUGCUAGUACUGCCCAUGAGUUUGUUUGGGGCUACUCGAAGAAUCAGGUUAUAGAUUCUCCUUUGACAUUCUCCGUAUGCUUCAAAACGCUAUCAACUCUUUCUCAAAUGCGUAAGGUCAUGAGUUUCAUUGAAAGAAAUUUGUUCAUCUUGAGGAAAUCCGCAACGAUUGGGGCUGUUGGAGCGCGAUAUUUCGUCAUAGUCUUUAGCACAAACGCUAUUUUACCCAGUUUGGUCACAUACAGAAUUUGCUGUAUAUUAUUACUUUAAAAACGUCUGAGAGUUAGUCUCUAGCAGAAAACUUGAGAACCGCCCAUAAGAAACCACUGCAAAACACCGGGAUGGUGAAGUUGUCGUCCCAAUUAAAUAUGGUAAGAGCUUCGCUGACCGAUGCAAUCAAUCCGCAUAAAAAUGAAAGGGUGUGCAGGCUCAGAUAGCUCUUUGAAGGUUCCCACGCGAACUCGGAAUAAAAGUUGACCUCAGGGUAUGCUGGUACGAAAUAUCCGUAGAACAAGUACGACGAUGCGACACCUGUAAUGAAUGCUGCAAUUGAUCCGGCAAGGGAUUUAGACUUAGUGAUUUUAGGUGUCAAGUGACCGCACAUGCGUCCGAAAGUAGAGGCAGCAGUGUCUGACCAACUUAGCAGCAGAACUGCCAUGACAGCGAUAUCCUUCUUUUGCGUCAGGAAGACCAGGCACAACCCAAGUAGAUACCACAAGGUGCCAUUGUAAGUAUUGAUUUCCUUAUCUCUCAUCAAAAAGCCGACUGCACUGCAGUAUAGUCUGUUGAAUGUUUGUGAUCUAAACCGAAAAAGAUCCAGUGUUAGCACUGACAGAAAUCCCGUCACUAGGGGUUUGAUCAACAUUGGAGUCUGAACAUUGAUGGUGUAUAAAUAGAGUGUAAUGAAUCCGAUGGAGACGUGAAAUAAUUUGCGCGGCACCUCGUGUUUGUGUAUGAGGUUCUUGAAACGUUUGUGAGUUUCCAAUAGUAUGUCUGCGGUGCUUUGGUACUGCGAAUCCUGCCCCGGAUAGAACUGUUUGAUAGGUUUCUUAUCCAUAUUCUCAAAAUCCGAAGAUAUAGAAGAAAGAUCUCCCGGGUUUGUGUCACUUACUUCGGACUCUAGUUCCGUAUCACCUUCUUCUUCAUCAAAAGUUUCUGAUGCUCCAUUUGAUGUGUAGUCUGGGUCAUCUUCUUCAUUGUAAGAGCUAUCUACCUGAUCCACAACAACGGAAGGCACGGCUCUUUCAUUUGCCGAUUUAACCAUUAUUUAUAAAUUAAGCCCUAUAUUGCUGUUGUCAACGUGUGAUGACAAAUGUACCGUCGCCUGUAAGUCGAAUUAAUUAAAUAGACUGUGG